GAUGUUGUCGCAGAAGACUGUUGCAGACUGUCUUAUCAGUUUCCAAGUUACUUUUGAGGUCCUCCUUAGAUAGUGACUGGGCGGGUGCAAGUGGAGGAGUUGGCACUAUAUAAACCGAAUUUACCAUCAGAUCUAGUCUCUGUAGUUUAACAGCGGGAUCCUGCUUGAAACGGAAGCUUCUUUUUGCAGACAGCGCUGAAAUCACCGUCAAACAUGAAUAAAGAAGACGACAUGAAGGACGUAGAACUGAACGAGAUGGAUCAGGAAAAACAACCGAUGACCGGAGAAACUCCGACAGGCACGGAAAAAAACGGCUGCGUAAAGGUCAAAGUUCCUGAGGACACAGAAGUCAAAUUUACGGGGCUCUCCAAAGAGGAGUUGAUGAAAGUCGCCGGUACAACUGGGUGGGUUCGGACUCGUUGGGCCUUGCUGGUUCUGUUCUGGCUCGGCUGGGUUGGCAUGUUAGCUGGAGCAAUAGUGAUCAUAGUACAGGCCCCACGCUGUAAACCCAUCCCUGAGAUGAACUGGUGGAACGAAGGUCUUCUGUAUCAGAUAUCUGACGUCAGUGCUUUCUCUGACAAUGGACUGAAAGGAGUGGAGGAGAAGCUGGACUAUCUGAGCCAGAUGAAGGUGAAGGGGCUUGUUUUGGGUCCGAUACACACCGUGCAAGCAGACCAGUCGAGCACACUGGAACUAACUUCCAUUAACCCUGAAUUUGGCCCUGAAAGUCAGCUGACUUCUCUGUUGGACCGAGCACAUAGAAAAGGAAUCUCCAUAGUGCUGGAUCUAACUCCUGAUUAUGAGGGUGUUUCAGCCUGGUUCAACAAUGCUGCUACUGUUGCUGAGCGACUCAAAGAAGCUUGCGUAUACUGGCUCAGUAAGGGGGUGGAUGGCAUCUUCUUGUCUCAUCUGAAUGACAUCGCAAACACAGAAGCCUGGCCGUCUAUUCAAGGCAUAUUCAACAGAACUGACGGGACCAAAAAAACAGCUCUGAUGGGAUCAGUCACCGGCCUUUCUGUGGAUGAAGUCUCUGUCCUGCUGAACCGCUCAGGUGUUGACCUGCUCCUAACUGGACUGCCUGAUCCGGCUCAGUCCGGCAUAAAACAGGCCCAGGAAAUACAGAUGCUCUACUCUGGUCACCUGCAGACGAGUCUGGGCUGGAGUCUGAGUGGACGGACUCUGGGCUCUUUGGCUUCCAGAACUCCAGCAGUGCCAGUGAAGCUCUUUCACACCCUGCUGUUCACACUGCCCGGCACACCUGUGCUCAAAGCUGGAGAUGAGGUCGGACUGAAGACAGGGGAGAAACUUGAAGCGAUGUGGGACUUGGAAAGUAAAGCAGAAGAUGCCAAUACAACAGCAAAGACUGUACAGGAAGAGCAUACCGCAGUGCGUGACUUCUUUAAAGCACUCAGUGAUCUGAAAGGAAAAGAGCGAUCGCUUCUGCAUGGAGAAUAUGUCAGCCUUUACAGUUCACCCACUUCAUUAGCAUUUCUCCGCCUUUGGGAUCAGAGCGAACGCUUUCUGGUCGCCUUAAACUGGGGAAAUGACUCUGUUACCAUGAUGCUGACCAAUAGCGACCUGCCAGCCGAGGCUCGGGUCCGUGCCACCACAGAUGCAGAGAAUCUAGCUGUGGAUAGCAAGGUGCCAGUAGAGAAGUUAGAGCUUGGGCCCAAACAGGCUGUUCUGUUAUCUUAUCCUUUUCCUGGCUAGACACACACACACACACAUAGACAGUCCUUAAUGUCUCAGAUCAGUCUCAACACUGUGUUUGGAAAGUCUUUGUCUUUUGAGUAGAAGAGUUUACAUUGAAGUUUUAAUUGUAUUCUCAAAUAGGAAUACUUUUAGGAGCACUAACUUUGAAGCAAUGAAUGGCCAAUUGUCAUAGUUGUUGUAGAAUAGAAGAUGAUCUCCAUACAGAGACAUGUAGAUCUAAAGCCCUGCUAUAAUAAAAAACAAAAUGGCAACUGUU
Molecule: messenger RNA, 1969 nt
Organism: Ctenopharyngodon idella (grass carp)
Lineage: Eukaryota; Metazoa; Chordata; Actinopteri; Cypriniformes; Xenocyprididae
Product: 4F2 cell-surface antigen heavy chain-like
Exons: 9
Coding region: 214-1710 (498 amino acids)
Biological process (GO): carbohydrate metabolic process; amino acid transport
Source: RefSeq, a predicted model, not a curated record